AUGUACCCUGAGCUGAACAACCAGGAGCUGACCAAGGUCCUGUCUAAGAAAUACAAAGAACUCCCCAAGCAGAUGAAGCUGAAAUAUAUUCAAGAUUUCCAGAAGGAGAAACAGGAGUUUGAGAAGAAACUGGCUCAGUUUAGGAAAGACCACCCUGACCUUGUCCAGAACUCUAAGACAUCCGUUGCCCCCAAGGGGAGCCCAACCAAAGCCCAAGAGACGCUUCAGGAAAAUGUGGAAGAAGUGCAAUCCCCCUCAGAAAACGAUUUUCCUGACGUGAUGAAAUUCCAUGGAGAGCCCAAGAAGCCCCCAAUGAACGAAUACCACAAGUUCCACCAGGAUUUGUGGUCAAGUAGGGAGCUGCGCGACCUGCCCCUGAGGGAGCGCAUGGUGGAGAUUGGCAGACGCUGGCAGCGCAUCCCGCAGAGCCAGAAGCAGCAUUACAAGAAGCAGGCCGAGGAGCUGCAGGAACAGUACAAGGUGAACAUGCAUCGCUGGCUCAAGACUCUGUCUCCUGAAGAAUGCGCUGCUUACAGAGAGAGGACCUAUACUAAGCGUAAGAAUGUGAACAUGAAUGAAGGCCCGGACCCCAAGAUCAUCAGGACAGACAUGCACUGUCCCUCAGCAAAGACUCUGCAAGAAGGACUGCCACAGGAGCAGGGGCUUGGGGCUCCAGAAACAGAAUCUCUAGGGACUAGUGGGGUCCAUUGCCAUGCCUCACAGAGAUCGGAAGAAAAUAAGGAAGAUGGGGAAAAGGCAGAAGGCAGUAGCUCCUAA
Messenger RNA from Pteronotus mesoamericanus, 777 nucleotides. RefSeq names its product upstream-binding factor 1-like protein 1. The coding region runs from base 1 to 777 and encodes 258 amino acids. NCBI's taxonomy places the organism in Eukaryota, Metazoa, Chordata, Mammalia, Chiroptera, Mormoopidae. The record is from RefSeq and is a predicted model, not a curated record. The transcript has a single exon.